Fonsecaea nubica is the source of this 405-nucleotide messenger RNA. RefSeq lists its product as hypothetical. The transcript is spliced from 2 exons. The record is from RefSeq and is a predicted model, not a curated record. The coding region runs from base 1 to 405 and encodes 134 amino acids. Lineage: Eukaryota; Fungi; Ascomycota; Eurotiomycetes; Chaetothyriales; Herpotrichiellaceae.
AUGGCCCCCAGCCUCACAUCGAAGCGUACCUCCAAGCGCUACUCAACCUACUCUGCUUCUCCCUCCUUUGCCACCACAACAAGCAACUACUCGAAUGCACAGACUCUCGUUUCCGGCUCUGGCACUGCCAAUAUUACCGUCAGUCCCGAAACGGGCAUGGCCGAAAUCCGCCAUCUCACACAGGGUCUGGACAGGCUGGAAAACAAGCGUCUAUCGCAACAGCGCUUCGUACCCUCGCAGAAAAAGUCUGAUGACUUGAGCAAACUGAGCUUGGGCGCAAAAGUCGAGCGCGCACUGGGCAGAAGAAUGUCAGAUCAAGAUGCCGUCCUCCGUGUAAAGCGGCCUGUGGCAAAGAAGACCAGUCCAUUCACUGUUAUUGAUGAAAAGGCUGCUCUCAAGAUAUGA